AUGAACACGAUCCGUCAUUUUUUCGUACUGGAUAGUGAUUGCUUAGCUAUCUUUUUUAUCUUGCUUCGUUCUUUCGGAAAUCCCGACAACAGAUCAGGUUGCGUGAAAGGGCGUGAGCUCUUCAUGGAGGCUAUUCAGGAUGUGCUGACUGGCCUCAUCUAUGGACUUACACGAUGUCAGAGGAUCCAUGUCAUGCCAUGCCAGUCCGUUGCUGCACUUUUCUUACGCUACGCUUCGGGCAUAAUAAUCUUUGCGGAGUGGACAACCAACGAAUUCCCGCCCACUUUUCAGCAAAGUUGGUAUCUUUCUAACCGCGAUAAAUAUAGAUAUUUAGAUAUCUUCGUAACAGACAGUGAAAAAAAAUUUGCUCGACUUAGCGACCGUGUGAAAAGAAACUUGUUCAUCUCGGAGUAGAACAAUGUUUGUGUUGCUGGAUUAAGAAUGUAAGCAUAACUUUCGGUUUUUUAGUUGUGAAUGUUGUGAAAAAUGAUCACCACCAAAUCGAUUGACAAAGAUAGAUGAGUUAUCCCCAUAUUAAUCUGAGCCUGUGUGAAAAAAGUCUCUAACUCUCUCUUGCCUACCAGGUAUGCUUACGUCUAAAUCUGGUCUUCUUAUCUAAGGUCUGCAGUCGGUGCCAGGUCUACAACUUAUCAGAAGUGAGCUUGUUGUUUCUGCUCCUGCUCAAGUAAUGGAAUCGAUUCAUAGAUAAAUAGUACUGGGUUAUGUUGAAGUAAGAAAAAGAAUAUUGCUAACGUAACAUAAAAGUGUGAUUCCUUGGGACAUUCCUUUCAUGGAGAAGCUACGUAGCUUUUGUUCUCAGAAUAUGUGACGCUUGCACGCACGCUGAUGAGUUCGUCAUACAAUGAGUUCGAAUUGAAUUCUUGAGUUAUUCGUCAGAUUUUUAUGGGAGUUAGUCUUCAAUCAUAAUUUCUUGGAACAUGAUACUGAUAUCUACUUGCAAACAUCUGGUGGUGCUGCAUAGGUAGCUGUAAAGUGUUGCGCAAAAUAAUCAUGGGAUAGUCGUCGGAUCAACAUGGUAAUGAAGCGCUGUACCCCUUCCCAAUCCCACGAUGUUUAGACAGAACAACGACGUUCGUCUGAACUGUGUGUAUCGAAUGAACUCUGAACUGUUUGUAUAUGCAGGCAGCUCUGCCAUUUUUCCGCUGGAAAAGAAU
Molecule: messenger RNA, 1175 nt
Organism: Amoebophrya sp. A25
Lineage: Eukaryota; Dinophyceae; Syndiniales; Amoebophryaceae
Source: the annotation of a GenBank genome assembly